AUGGCCACUGAAACAUUCAUACCGGAUGGUAAUCUGGAAGGACAGGUAGCCGAAAUAAUCCCCAGGAAGCUGUAUUUAUGUGCAUUUCGUACCCGGCCGCCACUCAUUUCGGCCGAUUCGACAACACAUUAUUAUUACGUGGAUGAUGAAGUGCAUUAUGAUAGUUUCUAUUCGGAUUUUGGUCCACUGAAUCUGUCGGUGUUGUACAGAUUUUGCCAAAAUCUUGCUGAUAAACUGGAGAUCCUGUAUUUGGGUAUGUCAGCUGAGCUAGCAUAUCUACGGGUGUACAAAGCGGAACCGAAUGGUUUUAUUGGUUUUCGAGAUGCAGCAAUGGGUCCACCAACUUACACAUUGCAUCUUCAUAAUGCUAUCCAUAUCAUGCGCCCGAAAUUUGUGGAUGCCGGUUUCGAGCACGUCGAUCUGUUCUUCGUUGAUGGUUCAGCAGGACUUGGCCGAACCGGCACAUUGAUAGCGUGUUGGCUGAUGAAGGAAUUUGGUAUUACAGCAGCAGAAGCGAUGGCAUGGCUGCGGAUCUGUAGGCCGGGAUCAGUGAUUGGACCACAGCAGGAAUUUUUGAUCGAAAAACAACCGUGGUGCUGGGCAAUGGGCUCCAAAACUGCCACAACACAUCUAACGCAUCUAGCUACGAAGGUGAAUGAAAUUCGUAUUGCUGAAACAGAUUCACAACAACUGGUACUUCCACCACGACCAACAACAUUACGAACAUCGCCAAGAAUCAUGAACGAGGUGCAGAGGAGAAAAGCGGAGGAACAGGAGAAGCAAAGCCAGGGUGACCAUUUGCUGGUACAGAAAGUAAAAGCACAGCAUGCUGCGGCGCCUCAUGCCAAAUUCACAUCACCAACAACUCCAAUCAAACCUCUCUCAGUGGCAAGUAUCAUUACUGCAAAACGUCUCGUACAUAAUAAACACCAAAAUGGCAGCCUCAGCAAACCGUUUCCGAUCUCGCGAGUUACGGUAUCCGCAACUGCGGCGAACACGUCUAGGCCGCUAACAAAGAGCAAAUCUGCCAGAAGGCUUGCAACUGUACGCAGUAAGCCAUAUCCAUGCUCAGAAGUUAAAGUGCACUUACCACCAUCGGCCUAUGAACUAAGGCCACGGGCAAUAAAACCAAGCGAAAUGCUUACAUUCAAAGAUGCUGCCAAGGAUUUGCCACCGAAUUCCGCUGCACUUAUUGGAAAUGUUAAAGCGCGACGAAAUCUUAAUGGUAUUAUGAAUUAA
Gongylonema pulchrum is the source of this 1239-nucleotide messenger RNA. NCBI's taxonomy places the organism in Eukaryota, Metazoa, Nematoda, Chromadorea, Rhabditida, Gongylonematidae. The record is from the annotation of a GenBank genome assembly.